Diaporthe citri is the source of this 357-nucleotide messenger RNA. RefSeq lists its product as uncharacterized. The coding region runs from base 1 to 357 and encodes 118 amino acids. Lineage: Eukaryota; Fungi; Ascomycota; Sordariomycetes; Diaporthales; Diaporthaceae. The record is from RefSeq and is a predicted model, not a curated record. The transcript is spliced from 4 exons.
AUGACCAUAAUCCGAGUGUCUAUGUUCAAGAUCCCGAAGGAAGAGGACAUCGAUUUCCUAUUGAGCCGAUACAAGACGCUUAGAAGCGAAGCCCGCAAGGACAGCGCCCCGUACAUCCUGUCCAUCGAGGCCGGGCGUGCCUUGCCGGACCAGCGUUCUCAGGGGUACACGUUGGUGGCCAAGACAAUGUUUCAUAUGGUGAAGCCAGAUACCUCACCCCAAGCCAUCUACGGCUAUACCUCCCUGAUGGCUCUGGGUAUCGGUUUCUUCAACCAAGCCGGCUAUAGUGUCCUCCAGGCCAAGGUGAAGCCAGAGGAGAUCCCGUGGGCGCUCGGGUUCAUGACGGGUUUUCAAUAA